GGCGGCAUCCGAUGCCAUCCGUGACUCGUGGGCGGCGGCGGGUCGCGGGGCGUGCUAUGCGGGCCGCAGGGAGGACAGGGCGGCCCGCGGCGUGGCCGUGGGGCGUAGAAGCUGCGGGCCGGGAGUGGUGCCGGCCGUCCUCAGGGAAUGGGUGGUAGGGAAAGCCGCCCCGGAGGCCGGCAAAGUUCAUUUCAGGACCUCGGUGCCUCGGCGUUUGAGAGGUGGGGUCGCGUUCUGUGACCGCUGCCAGGCCGGCGGAUGUCAUCAGUCGAAAGCGUCUGCUGCAGCCUUAUUCGGGUUUCCUUCAUGUUUCACCAGUUCAGGGUGACAGAUGGCCCAGUCUGGGGAACCCCGGCCCUGAUCUCAUGUCUCUCCUGCAGGUUCCGACAUGGCCAAGUCCAAGAACCACACCACACACAACCAGUCUCGAAAAUGGCACAGAAAUGGUAUCAAGAAACCCCGGUCACAAAGAUACGAAUCUCUUAAGGGGGUGGACCCCAAGUUCCUGAGGAACAUGCGCUUUGCCAAGAAGCACAACAAGAAAGGCCUGAAGAAGAUGCAGGCCAACAACGCAAAGGCAGUGAGUGCGCGUGCGGAGGCCAUCAAGGCCCUUGUGAAGCCCAAGGCGGUUAAGCCCAAGAUGCCAAAGGGCCCCAGCCGCAAGCUCAGCCGUCUCGCGUUCAUCGCUCACCCCAAGCUCGGGAAGCGGAUUAGAAGCUACAUGGCCAAGGGUCGUAGACUCUGCCAGCCAAAGCCCAAGGCUCAAACCAAGGCAGAGGCCUCAGCUCCGGCUCAGGCUCCCAAAGGUGCCCAGGCCCCUGUGAAGGCCCCAUAGAAAAGGUUUCUGUCUGCCAGACAGAUGGACUGGUGUGACACACCUACACACUAUAUGCAGAUGAUCAGGACCCCAUGCUGUUUUUACAAAUAAACUUGAGGCAGGAUCUGUUAA
Messenger RNA from Peromyscus californicus insignis, 949 nucleotides. RefSeq names its product ribosomal protein L29 (gene Rpl29). NCBI's taxonomy places the organism in Eukaryota, Metazoa, Chordata, Mammalia, Rodentia, Cricetidae. Gene Ontology annotation, molecular function: structural constituent of ribosome. The transcript is spliced from 3 exons. The coding region runs from base 389 to 835 and encodes 148 amino acids. Gene Ontology annotation, biological process: cytoplasmic translation. Gene Ontology annotation, cellular component: ribosome; cytosolic large ribosomal subunit. The record is from RefSeq and is a predicted model, not a curated record.